Messenger RNA from Drosophila sechellia, 7765 nucleotides. RefSeq names its product Thymine DNA glycosylase (gene Tdg). NCBI's taxonomy places the organism in Eukaryota, Metazoa, Arthropoda, Insecta, Diptera, Drosophilidae. Gene Ontology annotation, molecular function: pyrimidine-specific mismatch base pair DNA N-glycosylase activity; uracil DNA N-glycosylase activity; DNA binding. The coding region runs from base 578 to 5788 and encodes 1736 amino acids. Gene Ontology annotation, cellular component: nucleus. The record is from RefSeq and is a predicted model, not a curated record. The transcript is spliced from 6 exons. Gene Ontology annotation, biological process: base-excision repair, AP site formation.
UCUUUCUAUUUGCGGCGUUAUUGGUGUUGGUUGCUGUUUGUGGUUCGUCGUGGAUGAGCAGCAGAAAGUGGAAAAUUAUAAUAAAUCUAAUCGAGAAUUCUGUUUUGAUUCCGAUACAUCGCGAAUUUAAAUAAUUUAACGACUGAACGUGCAACGGUGCUGUGAGGCAAAUUAAUAAUUUCUGCGGCAUACUACUGUUCUUCGGGUGUGUGUGUAUUCAUACACGACAUGUGUGCACAUACAUAUGUCUGCAUAUACAUUUGAAAUUGAAAUUAUGCAAAAUGUGCAUCAUACUGCGAACGCCAGUUAAGGAGCAGUGCUUCAAUUGCUACUUCAAUGGAAAUGUAACUGUUACGUACUGUGUUCGCGAUUUUCCCCGUACUUAUCCUGUGCCUAAACCGUCGAGCGAAACGCAGGCUUAUAGCGCAUCUGGCACAUAACACGGUUCUCAAAAGAAUUUUUUCAAACCUAACAAAUUGUUAAUUUGAUCAAAUUAUCAUAUUUGAUGAGGAUGCUACUGGAUGUAAUUGAAAGCGACCAUAGUUUUCUUCCUAAAUGGACGGUUAAUAAAUAGGAUAUGCAAGAGGAAAGUGGAAUCCCUCCACUGUUAAGUAGUUCCUUCACUUACACGCCUACAGUAGCUCCAUUAGUCUUAAAAAUAGCUCUAAUACAAGCAGCUAGAUCAUUUGCUGACUCUAAGUAUACCAAUAAAGUUCUGCUUUCUUUAAACUUAGCUUUGUUUGAGCAAGCAAUAGUUCAGAAGGCAGUAAAACCUAUUUGCACUGUAAUGGCAUCAGAGGUGGAUGCAAGUUCGGGACCAGAAGAUGGGACGGUACCAACUUUGAUGUCAUUAACACCAUACAUAACUAAUGUAGAACAUGGCAACAAUGAAUCAGGCAAGUAUGUCUCUGGCCUGCCCAAUAAUCGCAAACGACAGAAGCUGUCCGUUCUUGAACACAACAGCAUUCAGAACAAUGAUGUGGACAAUCCAGAAGUCAAGCCCAAUAUGGAUUCGAAAUCAAAAAUGUCGGACACCAAGUCAAAUAAAUAUCCUGAAAUGGAGAAGCAUUUGAAUGACAACAGUAAGAUCGUCAUUGAAGGGACAAUAUCUGUAGGCAACUCAAAAAGAAAAAGUCCAGAAAAAAUAUUGCCAUAUGAUAACGACUGUUAUAUGCCCCCAGAGCAGGCACUGGUCACAAGCGUGGAGUUAGUCGUUCCUGCCCCUCAAACGCCUUCAUCGAACACACCGGGCAGGCAAUCUGAAGAGCCCAAUCUUAGCACUCUAGGCGAAUCCUCGACUACACCGUCUUCGACUAUUGAUAACAAAUUGCAAUACAGUACGGCUGGUCUGUAUAAUUCUACUAGUUCCACAAGUAUAUUAGCAAAUGAUAAAAUCGUUGGUUGUGCAAAUGAUUCUUCCAAUUUGAACUUAAGAAUUCCUACUAAGUUAGUAGUAACGACAGCAACAGGUGAUAUUUUGCUGGAUGAUCGAAGGGCUUCUUUAUGGACGCCUCACCAUGACCAAUCCGACCAAGGGCAACAACGCAUAGCGACAGCAGCGAGUGACACGAAGCAAGAGCCCAUGAAUGUAAGCUCGGAGCUGUCUUACCACCAUCAGAAUCGUCAAUCCGAACUUUUGCUACAAAUCGAGAAAGAAAGCACUGGUUCAUUUUUACAAGCAAGUCCAAUUCCAUUGCAGGAUAACCAUAAUAAUGCAGCUUCGGGCCAGUUUGGCCAAACAGAAGGGACUUCUAAUAUCGACAGUCAGUCGCACAAUAAUUUUUAUGCCCAAAUGAUGCAGCCGCAGCACCUUCUUCAUAAUCAGCAUCAACAAAGCAUGCAUGAACACAGUCCUCGCCAUCAGCAGGCUGCGAGUUAUGCUGGCUAUAUCUCUCAUUAUCAAAAUCCUCCGAUGUUUGGUGCCCAUCAAAGUGAGCAUCAUCAACGUCUUAACCAACAGCAGCAACCUCUUCAGCAUCUAAUGGAUUGCCACGGGCAUUUACAUCAAUCGACUCCUAUUUCCCAACAACAUCAACAUCAUCUGUCACAGCAAAUCCAUCAGCACCAGCAUCAACAGGCUCACCAACGAUUGCCAUUGCGCGAAAACUAUCAUGAUCUUAUUAUGGAUGAUUUCCACGAAGAACCCAGUCAUGCAUUCAAAUUAACCCUCUCUCCAAGCAACACCAAACCUGAAAAUCAAGAUGAUGGUUAUGAGACAAGUGCUGGCGACGUUUUAACACCAAAUUCUCAUAGUUCGUCCACACACUCCAUUACCCCUCAGCAUCAAAUGCAACAUUCGAAUAUCGUGCUCAUGACGCAAAACCAGAAGAAGCCUGAUGAUUUGCAAUUGACAAAAGUUUCACUCUCCGGGGAAGCUCACACUGACCCCAAUGCUUGCUCAUCAAACAGUAGUCAAGGACAGGUUCUGGCCUCCCAGUCUCACCUAGAACUGAGUGAGGGCACUCGAUGCUCAAGUCAUGCCUCUGUUGUCGAUCCCUACAGUUUUAUGGGUGAGGAGUUGCACAUGCAUUCACCAUCACAUCGUCAUUUGGAUGCUGUCACAACUGGGCCAGGGCGGUAUGGGAUUUUAGUGUCAAAUGAUGCUCCCGAAUGUCUAAGCAGAGAAAUGUAUCGACACAGUCAACAAAGUACAACUGUAUUGGAACAAACUGAUAGCUCUCCGUGCGGCAUAAAUUUCAAGCCAAUGCCAAAAAAAAGAGGCCGCAAAAAGAAGCUAGUAGCUGUUAAUGCAGAUUCCUCACAAAUGACAACGCCAGUAGAUCAACAAAAGGUAUCUGGUGGCAGAGCAGAUUGUGAAGAUGGUGGUGGCGAUCAAGCUGCAAAACCCAAGGAACGCAAAAAACAUGACAGAUUUAAUGGAAUGUCCGAGGAGGAAGUGAUUAAACGGACAAUUCCAGAUCAUCUAUGUGAUAACCUUGAUAUCGUUAUAGUCGGGAUAAAUCCUGGGUUAUUUGCAGCAUACAAGGGACACCAUUACGCAGGUCCAGGCAAUCACUUCUGGAAGUGUCUUUACUUAGCGGGGCUUACUCAGGAGCAGAUGAGUGCUGAUGAAGAUCACAUGCUGAUAAAGCAAGGAAUAGGAUUUACCAAUAUGGUUGCUCGAGCCACGAAAGGAUCUGCUGACCUUACAAGAAAGGAAAUAAAAGAGGGCAGCCGAAUUUUGCUUGAAAAACUUCAGAGGUUUCGCCCAAAAGUAGCCGUUUUUAAUGGCAAACUAAUAUUUGAAGUGUUUUCGGGAAAAAAGGAAUUUCACUUUGGUCGCCAACCUGAUCGUGUUGAUGGCACUGACACUUUCAUUUGGGUGAUGCCCUCAUCCUCAGCACGAUGUGCACAGUUGCCGCGCGCCGCUGACAAAGUACCGUUUUAUGCGGCUCUAAAAAAGUUUCGCGACUUUCUGAACGGACAUAUUCCCCAUAUCGAUGAAUCAGAGUGUGUGUUUACGGAUCAAAGGAUCCGUCUAUGUAGCGAACAGCAACAGGUGGAUAUCGUUGGUAAAAUUAAGAAAACACAAACAUCUUCUCUUGGCGAUCAUCCAUCCAGUUUAACAGUAGUAAGUAACUGUAGUGGUCCAAUCGUAGGAGGUGCAGAGUGUGGGAUUGUCGCCGAGGAGUCCGAUCAGGUUCAAUCGGAGAAAAUGAUUCCCGAAAUGGAUCCCACUGCGCCAUCUUCAAGUAAUGCAACUGAUGGGAAAUCGUUUUCCUAUGCGACAGAAAAUACACCCUUACUCCCAGUGUCUAAUCAUAAUCCUUCAAUUAAUGAAAGCAAUUACUUAUCCGUGUUGUGUUCUCAGCAGCCCUUGUCGCAGCAACCACUAGAGAAGAAAAAACGGGGCCGUCCGAAGAAAAUAAAAGGACAAGAUAUUAUUGAUCAUUCCGUCGGUGGAAAAGCUUCUUUGGCCGGACAGCAUAUACCCAGUCAUGAUUUUAAUAAUAUUCUUAACCUUUCGGUGAUGUCUGGCGGUGGCAGCAUUGAAACACCAAAAAAGAAGAGAGGCAGACCAAAGAAACUUAAACCCGCAAUUGACAACAUAAUGACAGUUAAACAACUUCAACACGGUAAUAACAAUUUAAACACAACAGCAGGAUUGUCGGCAAGCUCAAUGCAUCCAAUAUCCAUGGAGCAUAUUGCAGCGUCUCCGCAAAGUAGUCAUCAAAUGCCGCCAAGUUUGUACAAUACCCCCCCACCGUCGCACCUUUUGUACACUGCAUCGGCAUCACCGAUGGCCUCUCCUGCCCUUAACUGCAAUUAUACUCAAGUUCAUGGACACGGAACUCCACCGGUAGGGCAAGUGGCUUCUGUUGCUCAGGGCUCGUCACCUGUCAUCGAUACGCAAAACGACCAUCUUCCUCAACAAAAGCAUGGAAACCUAGACGGUGGACUAGAUAUGCGGGAUCAUCCGCACUUGGGUGAAACACCUCCGCCAAGUUCACCAAAUAUGUGUUCAACAGUCGACUUCGAUCCACCAGACGAACACUCAGGCUCUCAAGUGGGCUCACGGGUGCAAAAUAAAGCCGUGGAAUUGGAUCAUCAACACCCUCAAAUAAUGGAUAAGGUCCAGUAUGAUAGCCCUGUACCUAAUACCGAGGAGAACCCAGCUCAUCCUCACGAACAUUACCAGCAAUGGCUUUCGCCUCAUCCUCACCAAAGUAAUCAACCAGCACAAAAACUGACACAUAGGCAACAACAUCCACCUAUGCACCAUUUCCAUCUGGAGCAGACAGAAAACUGGCAGCGUUACGAAGAACAGAAUUCAAAUCCCUACACGGUGAUCUCUGCUCACCAGCAGCAUUUGAGUCCACGACUUGGAAAUCAAACUCAUCAGAAUUCCUCCCCAUCAGGUCAUAUAUCCUCAGAUGUUGCUCAUAAAAGCUUAUGUGGACUCGAAUCGCUGGUUGAUCAAAUACCAGCAAUCAGAGAACAAGAUUGCAGCAAUAUACCAUUAGCGACAGUAGCGGCAGCUGCGGCUGCUGUGGAAAGUCGUAUCUUGAGCUUGCAGCACCAGCAUCAACAUCCCCUGCAACCACAUCAACAACACCAACAAAAUCAACAGCAGCAACUAAAGCAAUGCAAACAAGAGAACUCGGCGCAGGGAGAAUCUUGUAGACCUACAAGUGAGAAUAGCAAUGUAAGCAAUAGCAAUUUCUCAGUAAGCAGUCUAGCCGCUUCUGCUUCGUCUGCAAGAACUGACAACGUAGCUAUCUAUGGUAAUGGAGAAACAAAGGGCAACAAUGAAAGUAGCCAUAAUAACAAUUGUGACACUAAUAUUGACUAUCCCAUUCAUAAUCAAUCGGGUUAUCAUCAUACACCUCAUUUGAUUGGUAGCGCCCUGGGCACGAAUGUUAAUAAUUCUGAGCCUAAUCUUCACACGAUUUCCCAUCCUCAUCCACCUCACUCACAUCCGCAUUCAAUGUAUGUGGACCAAGCGCACCACAUGGCACAUAUCUCUUCCGUAAAUGUAAAUUCAAUGUACGGCCCUGCAUAUGGAUCCCAUCCACAGCAUACUACAGGAGAAUACGCAGGAACACAUGGUCACUAUAGUCUUGGCGGUAGCGUUCAGACUACUGGGCCAACAAGCUCUGCAACUUUACAUGUUCCGAGUCCAAAUUAUCCAUUUGGACACCACCCAUAUGGUCAUACGCCACCCCAAGCAAACUACCCAAGCUAUACUCAUCCACAUACUCACCAUCAUCAUAGCCAUCCCUCACACCAUUUAACCGUGUUUGAUCACUUAAAGCCGUCCGACAUAAGUGGAUACGGCGGUUUUUGAUUAAAAAAAUAGGAAUAUGGAUCUGCAACCGAUUUAAUCGCAACUACCCGAAUACAGCGACUUGAUGUAAAUGUAAAUCUUUUACGAUUUUGCGUCCCGCCGCAUCAGCAAUAUUUAUCAAUCUCCGGCAUUGCCGAUUUUACUUUAAGGAAUUUUUAGAUCUUAUAUACAAUAAGAUAACCAAAGACUCCGCCUAAUCUAAUUAUUCUAGCUUUACUUUCUAAAAUUACAAAAUACUACAUAUGAUAAUGUUCACUUAAAUUAUAUACGUAACAUACAGAAAAAUACGAUCCCGAAACAAUUGUUUGUACUUAAUAUGAAUUAUUUAAGCAUACUUUAUUUUACUCACACACAAAUAUUGCUAAACUUACUAGUAUAUAAUAAAGUUUUAAAACCAAAUACAAAACAAAGUCAUACUUAAAUCUGCAUCCCACAAAAAUUAUAUUUUACAGUUGCCAAUCCAGUUCAUGAAGUUCAUGAAUAUAAUCUAAGAGCUGUUUCCACCAAAAAUAUGAUAUAUUUUUUAUUGUUUUCAUCUAAAAGUGCUUUGCUGCGGACAUAACAUGAGAAUGUGUUGUGAGUGAGUGUUCAUAGAACAGAUACUAAAAUGACAAUGUUAUUUCGUGUACUAACAUACAUUUUUUGGGUAAUAUCUCCUUAAAAAAUUGGUAAAAUUAAUUUGAAACGCUCUUUCAAAAGCCCACAUGUCAAAAAUUUAAAAACAACCAAGAAUCUGUUGAGCGAUAAUUGCCAUUUAAAAAUGACUAAAUUUUUAAUUUGUUUGACCACAUUUGGAAUUAAAUUCGUUCAUCGCAAUCAAUUAGCUUUUGGGUCCCAUAAUUUUAUUUCACAAAUGUAUCAUUUUAUACUACAGUGUAACUAUGCAGACACACAGAUGGCAAUUCUCAUUAUAACUAACAAUUCAAAGUAAUUUCCAACAUAAAAUGUUGCGUAUUUUAUAUUUGUACGCAUAAUGAGACUUGUAUAUAUAUUUUAAUACCCGUAACUCCUAGAGUAAAUUGGUAUACGUUGAAAAGUAUGUAACCGGCAGAAGAAAGCGUUUCCGACCAAAUAAAGUAUCAGGAUAUUGAUCCAAUACCCAAGUUGAUCUGGCCAUGUCCAUGUGUAUGAACGUCGAGAUCUCAGGAAUUAUAGAAGCUAGAAGGUUGAGAUUAAGCAUAAAGAUUCUAGAGAUAUACGUCCACAAACCCCCAAAACUGCCACGCCCACAUUUUUGAGUCAUUUGUUGUUCUAUCGAUAUGCCGAAAAUGUUUUGUCCACGCCCACUAUGACCCUUAAUUAUCCAAUUUCUACCGAUAUUCCUGAAAAAUGUUGAAAUUUCUCGGUCCCACUUGAACUAGCUGAGUAACGGGUAUCUGAUAGUCGGGAAACUCGACUAUAGCGUUCUGUCUUGUUUACUAUUGUCAUUAUUUCUUUUAACAUGCCAAUGGUUUUGUUCGUAUUUUGAAGUUGCGGUUUUUAUAGAGCAAGAUACAAAUUACCACACAAUUUCAAAUGCGCUUAGGGUGAGUGUGAGUGUAAUUUUUCUAAAUGUGAACAAUUCGUUUUUGAACAUUUCUUUCCAAUAGAAUGUACAAUUAUUUUGAAUUAACCAGAGAACCAAUUAAGUCUUUGGACAUGUGUCGUAUCGGUGUUGUAAUUAAAAAACUCCCUUCGAGAUAGUUUUUAAGCAUAUUAUAUUAAGAAAAUUUAAUGUACAUAUUUACAUUAUAAUGUCUGCGUAGAUUUAAUUUUGCUCUGUUACUGUACUACAUCUUCGAAAGUAAAUGCAUUCUCGGGAAUUUUGGGAAUUUUCGGAAAAUUACGAUACUUUUUAAAAUUAUAGAACAAAUUAUUUUAUUAUACUCACACAAUUUUUAAGUUUUGCACAUAUUUAUUUAAACAAAAUUAAACUAUUAAAAAAAAACAAGUCAUAAGAUCAAUUAAUAAACGAAAAUGCUUUACAAAUUGAACUAA